This is a messenger RNA of Synchiropus splendidus (mandarinfish), 6610 nucleotides long. RefSeq names its product anoctamin 2b (gene ano2b). The record is from RefSeq and is a predicted model, not a curated record. The transcript has 27 exons. Gene Ontology annotation, cellular component: plasma membrane. Gene Ontology annotation, molecular function: protein dimerization activity; chloride channel activity. Bases 108 to 3398 code for a protein of 1096 amino acids. NCBI's taxonomy places the organism in Eukaryota, Metazoa, Chordata, Actinopteri, Syngnathiformes, Callionymidae. Gene Ontology annotation, biological process: chloride transmembrane transport.
UCAGCUCGACACUCAGCAGGUCUGUUGGCCACGAGGACACCAAAGAGUUUCAGCUGGUGACUCGUACCUCUCACCUGCAGCCGACUGGACCUCUGCUGCUCCCGCACAUGGCUGUACGCAGAUCCCCUUCCUCUACCUGUGCAGAGUCAUGGGUGAAUGGAGCAAAGUUAUUCCGGGUGUCCACAGCCCUGAGCGAGUCCUCCUCCAUCCACAGUGAGACUCUUUUCCAACUGAGCCGGGAUGUAUCCUGGAUGGGCUUGGACCCCCUCUCCUACAGCACGCUUGAACCUCAGCUGCAUCGAGAUGAGACCGGAGCCGAAGAAAGGCAAAGUCUAUUGAAGAAGCGCAACAGCAUGCAGGACUCCCCGAGUGACGACAAGGUCCCGGUGGUCAGUGCAGCGUCAAGUCCGCACGGCAGUGGCGAGGGCCUAAACUUCUCGGAUGGACGCCGAAAAGUUGACUACGUACUGGUCUACCACCAUCGGCGCCACGGCUCCAUUCGGUCUCCUGCCAGCAACUCUGUAUCCCACGACAGAUUGUCCAUUGUUUCCAAUGGCAACUUCACCUCGUCGAUGGGCACCGACUUGGCGGGAGGCAGUGGUAAUGGUGGUGGUGGAACUGGGGGAGAGGCCACCACCUGUGGGGAAGUGUUUGUGGAGCUUGGGAUCGGAGACGGGAGUGAACCAACUGAACCUGCUGAUCACGAGAUGCAACUGAUCAGACAAGAGUUUGAAGCAAACCUGCUGGAGGCUGGUCUGGAGAUAGAGACUGAUGGAGAGUCAAAAGGUCACGGUCCCUUCUUUACCCGUCUCCACGCCCCCUGGCCUGUGCUGUGUCGGGAGGCAGAGUUCCUCAAGAUUAAGGUUCCGACAAAAACGAGCUACGAACUGAAGGAGGAAAGUGGCUUCAGCACCAGUAUGAGCUCUCUGUGGAGGAAACUGAACCAGCCAUUCCAGCCCAAAGUACCACACCAGGACAAUGGACGGACCAAGUAUCUGUCGCACUGCUUCUCCCGCGACAAAUUGCACCUGUACAACAUCACAUCUAAAGACACAUUCUUUGACAAUGCCACAAGAGGACGAAUAGUGUAUGAGAUUUUACGACGGACUGUGUGCACACGGACAUGUCAAACUAUUGGCAUCAGCACGUUGAUAGCAAAGGGCGUAUACGAUUCUGCCUUCCCGCUACAUGACGGUGAUUAUGAAGUCAUUGGGGACCUGGAGGAGCGGAACGACCGACAGGUUCUCCAUGAAGAGUGGGCCAGAUACACUGCCUUCUACAAGUACCAGCCCAUAGAUCUAGUCAGGAAGUACUUUGGCGAGAAGAUUGGCCUUUACUUUGCGUGGCUUGGUGUCUACACUCAACUGCUGGUUCCUGCCUCAAUCGUGGGAAUCAUUGUUUUUGGCUAUGGGGUCGCCACCAUGGACACGAAUAUACCCAGUCUGGAGAUGUGUGACGAGCGUCUCAACUUCACCAUGUGUCCUCUGUGUGACGGAGCCUGCGACUUCUGGCAGCUCAGCACCGCCUGUGGCACGGCCAAAGCCUCACACCUCUUCGACAACCCUGCCACCGUCUUCUUCGCCAUCUUCAUGUCACUGUGGGCGGUUUUGUUCCUGGAGCACUGGAAGCGACGCCAGAUCAGUUUGAGCUUCAGUUGGGAUUUAACAGGAAUCGAGGAGGACGAGGAACAUCCCAGGCCCAGAUAUGAAACCAUCCUCCUUCAGAAAACACAGAGGAAACAGCGACGCAAGACAAAAAAGAGCGAGACAGUGAAGCGGGAGGACGGGGCAGCGACAGGGAAGGACAGAUGGAGACAAAAACUACUGUCAGCCAUGUCUGCAGGAACUCCGCCUAGAGCCGACAAGCUGACCUGCAGAGAUCGCCUCCCCGGAUACUUCAUCAACGUCUCCUCCAUCCUCUUCAUGUUUGGACUGACGUUCUCUGCGGUGUUCGGCAUCAUCAUCUACCGAAUCACCGUGUCGGCCCUGAUGGCCAUGAGCCCUGAUCCAGAGACCAAGUCCAAUGUGCGGGUGACGGUCACGGCUACUGCCGUCAUCAUCAACCUGGUGGUGAUCCUCAUUCUUGACGAGAUCUACGGAGCAGUGGCUGUCUGGCUCACUGAGCUGGAAAUCCCUAAAACUGAAACAAAUUUUGAGGAGCGACUCAUCCUGAAGGCUUUCUUGCUGAAGUUCAUGAAUGCGUACGCACCGAUCUUCUACGUGGCGUUCUUCAAGGGACGGUUCGCAGGCCGACCAGGAAACUAUGUUUAUGUCUUUAACGACUUUCGUAUGGAGGAGUGUGCUCCGGGCGGCUGCCUCAUCGAGUUGUGCAUUCAGCUCAGCAUCAUCAUGCUCGGGAAGCAGCUGAUCCAGAACAACAUUUUUGAGAUCGGAAUUCCGAAACUCAAGAAGCUGGUUCGUGCUUUGAAAGAUAAAGGUCGAGCGGUGGAGGAGAAGGAGGACGAAAGACCCCCGAAGCAGUGGAACUUGGACUAUCCUCUGGCUCCUUUUGAAGGCCUCACUCCAGAGUACAUGGAAAUGAUUAUCCAGUUUGGUUUUGUUUCCCUCUUCGUGGCGUCCUUUCCUCUGGCCCCUCUCUUUGCUCUGCUCAACAAUGUCAUUGAAAUCCGACUCGAUGCCAAGAAGUUUGUCACGGAGCUCCGCAGGCCGGUGGCAAUACGAGCUAAAGACAUUGGUAUAUGGUACAACAUCCUCAGUGGAAUGGGAAAGUUCUCGGUUAUCAUAAAUGCCUUUGUGAUAUCCUUCACAUCUGACUUCAUCCCUCGGUUGGUCUACCAGUACAUGUACAGCCAGACCGGGACCAUGCACGGCUUCAUCGACCACACACUCUCCUACUUCAACGUGUCCAACUUUAAACCGGGCACAUCACCUCACAACUCUGAGCAAGACAUCACCUUCUGCAGGUAUAAAGACUACAGAGAACCCCCCUGGUCUCCAGAUGCAUACCAAUUCUCCAAACAGUACUGGGCCGUCCUGGCUGCCAGACUGGCCUUUGUCAUUCUCUUCCAGAACCUGGUGAUGUUCCUCAGCCUCCUGGUCGCUUGGGUGAUCCCCGACAUUCCCAAAACCAUUGUGGAGCAGCUGAAACGAGAGAAGAAGCUGCUGGUCGACGUCUUCCUACGGGAGGAGAAGGAGAAGUUCCAGCUGAUCCAGAGUCUCUUUGCCAAGGAUGCCAAGCUGCCAGAGAGCAACCGCGUCUAUCCUUCUGACCAGAGCGCCUCGGUACGGGGCCGAUACAGUACAUUGCCUACUGGCCUCAGUCAAACUGGGGACCCUGGAGGGUCCAGAAUGAGAUGCAGGGCUGCUAGUUUCAGCCAGUUCAACAGGAAGAUGCCCUCGUCGCCUGGAAAUGAGAAUUCAAGACACACCGCCGUGUGACUCGGAUUGUGUGUUGGUGCGAGUUCCAACUCGUCCAUGCGCAUGUUCAAAACUCACAUAAUGUUUUGGUUCAGGCAACGAGCCGUCUCCAAAUUAGUUACUGACUGUACUGUUAUGACAUAGCAUUAAAAUAAACACCUGAAAUUGUGUGACACGAAGGAAGAGGUCGGUGUGAAAUGGAUUCAGUUUCAGGUGCAGUUAUAACUGUGACCAGAGAAACAAUCGGAAAAUAUUUGGAGGCUGUGAAUUGUGAGAGUUAGUGUGCACUGUUGUCUGCUUAACAUAUUCCUGCUACCACAGGGCUUAAACCUGAGCGCACCCUCACCUUCGAACUCUCCCUUGGCCCGAUCGCAGAUCUUUCUGUGUGUUGCUGUUUCACUGCUGUUAACAGUGGCCCAAGUCAGUCAACGCUGCCACCAUUGAUGAAUAUGAGAGAGUCCCAGUGUGGUUUUGUCCCACGGAUGCCUUAAAAUAAGAAAUAUUAUGCACCGUCUGAUGUCUUGGAGAAGGCGUUUAACCAUGUUCCUGGAAAUGCCCUGCAUAUUUGCCACUAGAUGACAUAUUUCCCACACUAGGAAAUGAGAUUCUUCCCCAGGUGGAGGAGUUCAGGUAGCUGAACCCUGGGAUGCUGUGGCAUCCCACCAUGGUGCAGAAAGAGCUGAGCCAAGAGACAAAGUGGCCCAAAUGAGUUGCUGUCUCAGGAUGCUCCUCUUCUGUAUUGAGAAAAGCCAAUGUAGAUGGUUUGGGAACCCAGUGGAGAAGCCUCCCAUUUGACCUAGGAACACCUUGGUACUUCCCCAAUGGAGUUUCUCUCAAGAGGGGUCUUCACUGGCCCAUCAUUUCUUGGGAGCAUGCUCUCACAUUUUGAUCUCAGCGUGGCCUCCAAUUGGAAACCUCUUCCCCAGCUCCCCCCAUCCUACAGCACUUCCUGUCCGAACCUUCUCAGUAACCGCUUCUCAUAACACAUCGACACAUCCCAUUAUGACUCCCCUCUCAGCCGUGUGCUGUAGUGGUUCAGUAGCUGUGUAGCUUCUACAAAUCACCAAUCCUGAACACACAGGCAAGUAUGUGCACACAAGCCCCCGGCAGCCUUUUGUCAGUGUGCGUGAGCGUUGUCGCGACUGUUUACCUGAUAAGUGUUAUCAUUUUUACUUUUUGGUAAAAACAAUAAGAAGUGAGGCGCAUUAGCUUCAUAGCGUAGACAAGCAAUAAAAGUAGUCAGUAGGAGGAAUAAGCAGAGCAUUGUGUAUAAAGUGACUUGGACAUCGUGGUUCAGUACAGCCACUUUCUGCUUCUUUUCGUGCGUUUUUAUGACAGAUUUGUAGCAUUUACUGCGCAGGGUGUUUAUUUGCAACGUUUACACAGACUCCUGAACUGGUCCUCUCCAUGAUCGUGCAGUUUCGACUCUGCUGCUAGGGUUUGUGCCGUAGCUUAGGGUGCAACAUCAGCCAUAAUAACUGCAAGUAGACUCCUAGAUAUUGAAACUGUGAAUCUUAUCUGGCUGAAACAGAAUUAACUCAACAUUCCAUCACAUGAAAUAACAUUCCUACAAAGGUUUUCUCUGAAUAUUGAGUUUGACUUGUGCAAAUGGGCCGUCUGUUUCUACACUAUGAUUACAGUUUGAGAAAAACUGAAUGUGGUGUCCCAUGGUUUUGUGUUGUCACGGCAUCUGCAGCUUUGAAACAGAGUCCGGGUUUUCUUGAUAGUAAAAUCUGUGUUUUUGAUUUUAGAACCAGUGGACACAAGUUAAUAAUGACAUCUGGUUAAAGAAGUGAAGUCUUAUUGUUUUGUUGUAUAAAUUUACGCAUUUCUUUGGCCACAUUAAACCACAAAUAUGCCGUGUUGUUUAACACGAAACAUAUGGUUUUAGUGCAUUAGUACAUUAAACAUUUAUUUUUAUGUGUUUUGUCCUCAGAUUGCAGCAAUUGUAUAGAAAAAUCAAUCAAUAUCUGUGGUUUUGAUAUUUAUUGAUAUGAUAUUAUUUAUCUAUUUAUAUUAUGUGAACACUUUCUCAGUUAAUUAUAAUUUAGUUGGAGUCACAAGUGCUUGUGAACAAUUAUGAUCCAUUUAAAAAAUAUAUAAAUAAAAUUAAUAACAUUUAUUUAACAUUGAUUAUUUUUUGUCUGGAAAAAUGUGUAUUGUGGGCCACUGACAAUAGAAAUAUAAUGAAAGGAAAGACAAAAUAUUCUUUAAAUUUGAACAUUAUAUAUUUUUCUAUUUUUUUUUUAUUUAGUAAAUACAUAUAGUUUAAACACGAUAUCUGUGAAGAAAGCAGUUGAUUUGUUAUCCAAAGUGAUUCAAUUGAAUUCUGAUUUUCAUAUUUUCACGCACUUUUUAUUUUUGCAUGUAGUUUAUGAAAAAACAGAAAUCACACACUUUUAAAAAAUAAUAAUAAAAUGACAAAAUUUUACCAAAAAGAAAAAUAUUAAGGAAAUUACAGAACAUUCAUUUAAAUUAUUGGGUUUUUGUUUUUAUUUUCAGUAGCGGUUUCAAUGUUUGCAAUGUUAACCUUCAAAGAAGAAAAGCAUUCCUGUCACUCUUGUCAACAAGAACCGAAUGUUAACUCUUCAUGAUGUGACGUUAUUAAUACAUUCCAGUUUUGUUUUGAUAUGAUCUUGACAGCAGAAUUAGCUUGGAGUUUUGUCCUUUAUGACUUCAUCCCUAAUCGGGGCGGAGGAACCGUUUUGGCAGCGAUGUUGUUGAAUCACAACGCUCUGGGCAGAAGAGGAAAACAAAUGGACAAUGAAAUGAAACCAUGUGACCGUUUGAGAUUUUGAAGACCACAAACUGUUUCAGAGGCCUUUCACAGAACUUUAAACGUGACAAGUUCAUGUUGUCUAUUUUUGUUGUUCGUUGCGAAACAAAGAGGCUCACUCAUUCAUGACAUCAUUUUAAAUUGACAAAGACACAUUUGUAAAUUCUCAUGCUCUUUUAUCUCAUUGUUUGUUCUUUUUUUCUGCUGUUUCUCUUUUACCUUUCUCCAUCUGUUUAGUUUCAUGGCCGUUCAAAUAAACAUGUUUUUGUCAAAAUGAAUUUGAAAUCUUGUUUUGAUAAAGGAAUUACUGUAUUGUUACUACUACUACUGUUUUAUUUGCAUAUCUUUUCUUGCAGAGUAUUAACUCUAACUCAAUUGGAAAUUAUUUUUUUGUGAAUAUCUUUAUUAUAUUUAUUAAUCUAUUGUGGUGGUUAACUGAAAAUGUAUCUUUGUAUGU